AUGGUUGUAGAAUUCAUCCUACUGGGAUUUCAAAAUCUUGGUCUUUUCCGUAUUCCAUUUUUUAUCCUUAUCAUGUUCCUCUAUAUAGUGACAGUGGCUGCAAAUCUGUUAAUCUUCUUGACAAUAUCAUCAAGUUCCAGCCAUAAAAUGAAAUCCCCUAUGUACGUUUUCCUUAGUCAUCUCUCGCUCUCGGAUAUAUUGAUCAGCACCACAGUCGCCCCCAAUGCCUUACAGGUUAUUCUGUUGGGUAAUACGAGUGUGUCGUUUGUUGGCUGCUUUACUCAGUUAUAUUUCUAUGGUGCCUCCACCAUAAUGGAAUGUUGUCUCCUCACUGUGAUGUCUUAUGACCGAUAUUUGGCCAUUUGUAGACCAUUGAGGUACAUGUCUAUAAUGAACACUAAACUUCUCCAUGGUCUUCUCACAUACUCAUGGAUGGUUGGGUUCCUUCAGUCUCUCAUCACUCACACAUUUCUCCUACAACUAGACUUUUGUGGUCCCAAUGUCAUUGACCAUUUCUUUUGUGAUAUUGCUCCUCUUCUAGAACUUUCUUGCUCUGACAAAUCCUUAGUAGACAUAGAAGUGUCUCUUGUGGCUUUGUUUAUUGGCCUGCUCCAGAUGCUAUUUAUCGUCAUCUCUUAUAUUCUCAUAUUUUACUCCAUUUUUCAUAUGUCCUCAAAGGCUGGUAAGGAAAAGGCCUUAUCUACCUGUAGUUCACACUUGGCAGUUGUCUGUACAUAUUAUGGGACACUCAUCAUAUUGUACUUAUCUCCAUCCAGAGGAUAUUCCUUUAACUUAAAUAAGGUGCUAUCACUUAUUAACACUCUGGUGACCCCGUUUUUCAAUCCCAUCAUCUACACUCUGAGGAACCAGGAGAUUAGAAUGGCUCUUAAAGUCCUUCUAUGCUAG
Molecule: messenger RNA, 906 nt
Organism: Hyla sarda
Lineage: Eukaryota; Metazoa; Chordata; Amphibia; Anura; Hylidae
Product: olfactory receptor 6P1-like
Exons: 1
Coding region: 1-906 (301 amino acids)
Biological process (GO): G protein-coupled receptor signaling pathway
Cellular component (GO): membrane
Molecular function (GO): olfactory receptor activity; G protein-coupled receptor activity
Source: RefSeq, a predicted model, not a curated record